Molecule: messenger RNA, 3924 nt
Organism: Mesocricetus auratus (golden hamster)
Lineage: Eukaryota; Metazoa; Chordata; Mammalia; Rodentia; Cricetidae
Gene: Ddx54
Product: DEAD-box helicase 54
Exons: 20
Coding region: 37-2652 (871 amino acids)
Cellular component (GO): nucleus
Molecular function (GO): RNA helicase activity; ATP binding; RNA binding
Source: RefSeq, a predicted model, not a curated record
GUCCCGCCUUCUUCUGGGUCUAAGUUCCCGGCUCGCAUGGCUGCCGGCAGACGCGUGGGUCCUGGCUCGGGGUCGCGUGCCGCCAUGGCGCCGUGGAAGAAGAAGGGGCGGCGGAAGCGACGGACUGGGGCUUCCCAGGCCCGUGACAGCGAAUCGGAGGACGGCGAGUUCGAGAUCCAGGCGGAGGAUGACGCUCGGGCGCGGAAGCUGGGCCCCAGUAGAGCCUUGCCUUCCUUCCCUACCUCAGAGUGCGUAUCAGAUGUGGAGCCCGACACGCGGGAGUUGGUGCGAGCCCAGAACAAGAAAAAGAAGAAGUCCGGAGGCUUCCAGUCCAUGGGCUUGAGCUAUCCCGUGUUCAAAGGCAUUAUGAAAAAGGGCUAUAAGGUGCCAACACCCAUCCAGAGGAAGACCAUUCCUGUGAUCUUGGACGGCAAGGACGUGGUAGCCAUGGCCCGGACAGGCAGCGGCAAAACAGCGUGCUUCCUCCUCCCAAUGUUUGAGCGGCUGAAGGCGCGAAGUGCGCAGACAGGGGCCCGGGCCCUCAUCCUGUCGCCCACCCGGGAGCUCGCCCUGCAGACCAUGAAGUUCACUAAAGAGCUGGGCAAGUUCACCGGCCUCAAGACAGCCUUGAUCCUGGGUGGUGACAAAAUGGAAGACCAGUUUGCUGCCCUGCACGAGAACCCUGACAUAAUCAUUGCCACCCCCGGGCGGUUGAUGCACGUGGCUGUGGAGAUGAAUUUGAAGCUACAGAGUGUGGAGUAUGUCGUUUUUGAUGAAGCGGACAGGCUCUUUGAAAUGGGAUUCGCUGAACAGCUACAGGAGAUCAUAGGCCGCCUUCCUGGGGGCCACCAGACAGUGCUGUUCUCGGCCACACUGCCCAAACUGCUGGUGGAGUUUGCACGGGCAGGUCUCACAGAGCCUGUGCUCAUCCGUCUGGAUGUGGAUGCCAAACUCAAUGAACAGCUCAAGACCUCCUUCCUCCUUGUACGUGAGGACACCAAGGCUGCUGUGCUUCUCUACCUGCUGCGUAAUGUCGUUCGGCCCCAGGACCAGACAGUGGUGUUUGUAGCCACAAAGCACCACGCAGAGUACCUCAUGGAGUUGCUGACAACCCAGGGCGUGAGCUGCGCCCACAUCUAUAGUGCUCUGGACCAGACAGCCCGUAAGAUCAACUUGGCGAAGUUCACACACAACAAAUGUUCCACCCUCAUCGUGACCGACCUGGCCGCCCGGGGCUUGGACAUCCCACUGCUGGACAACGUCAUCAACUAUAGCUUCCCCGCCAAGGGCAAGCUCUUCCUGCACCGUGUGGGUCGUGUGGCCCGAGCAGGCCGAAGUGGCACAGCCUACUCCUUGGUGGCCCCAGAUGAGGUUCCCUACCUGCUUGAUCUGCACCUGUUCCUGGGCCGCUCCAUCACCCUCGCCCAGCCUCAUGAGGAGCCCUCAGGUGCAGUUGGCAGGGACGGCGUGCUGGGUCGGGUGCCACAGACGGUGGUGGAUGACGAGGACAGCGGCCUGCAGACUGCCCUGGAGGCGGCACUGGACCUUCGGGGCCUGCAGCGUGUGGCUGACAACGCUCAGCAGCAGUAUGUGCGCUCUCGUCCAGCGCCCUCACCUGAGUCCAUCAAGAGAGCCAAGGAGCUGGACCUGGCAGGGAUGGGCUUGCACCCACUCUUCAGCUCCCGAUUUGAGGAGGGAGAGCUACAGCGCCUGAGGCUGGUGGACAGCAUCAAGAAGUACCGCGCCCGCGCAACCAUCUUUGAGAUCAACGCCUCCAGCCGGGACCCAAGCAGCCAGAUGAUGCGUGCCAAGCGGGAGAGGGACCGAAAAGCUAUCAAUAGCUUCCAGCAGGGUCGGCAGGAGGGCCCAGCUGACCCAGUCCCCCAGAAGGAGCCGCCUCAGAAGGAAGAGGAAGAGGAGGACAUGGCUGAGAGUGUGGAGGGUGUCUUCACAGAGGUUGUGGGCCAGAAGCGACCAAAGCCAGGACCCGACCGAGGAUCCAAGAGGCGGAGGGAGGAGGCUCGUCAGCGAGACCAGGAGUUUUAUGUCCCCUACCGGCCCAAGGAUUUCGACAGUGAGCGGGGGCUGAGCGUUGGUGGAGCCCAGGGGGCCUUUGAGCAGCAGGUGGCUGGUGCGGUCCUUGACCUGAUGGGGGAUGAGUCGCAGAGCAUGAGCCGAGGUCGGCAGCAGCUCAGGUGGGACCGGAAGAAGAAGCGGUUUGUGGGGCAGUCAGGCCAGGAGGACAAGAAGAAGAUCAAGACAGAGAGUGGCCGGUACAUCAGCAGCUCCUACAAGCGUGACCUCUACCAGAAGUGGAAGCAGAAGCAGAAAAUCGAUGACCGGGACUCGGAGGAAGAAGGAUCAUCCAACCAGCGAGGUCCCGGGCCCCGCAGAGGUGGAAAGCGAGGGCGGAGUCAAGGUGCCUCCCUGCCCCGAGCGCCCAGUGCCCCCGCAGGCCGAAUGCGCUCAGAACUCAAGACCAAGGAGCAGAUCCUGAAGCAGCGGCGUCAAGCCCAGAAGCAGCGCUUCCUGCAGCGCGGAGGCCUAAAGCAGCUUUCAGCUCGCAACCGACGUAGAGCUCAAGAGCUGCGGCAGGGCGCCUUUGGCCGGGGUGCCCCCUCCAGGAAGGGCAAGAUGAGGAAGAGGAUGUAAGGAGCCAGCCUCAGCCCCAGGGCUUUCUGAUAGAUAGCCCUGGUGUGGACAUCUCUGACGUGGUCCCCUGUGCUGUUGGCAGAGUCUCCCACAGGAGCCAGUGUCUAUGCGGAACAAAAAGAAGGAGAGGCUGCUUUUGAUGGGACAUUGGGUGGGGUCUUGAAGUUUGCCUAGGAGUUUACCAGCAAAGCUAGGCAGAGCAAGCCCCGAGCCUGCAGCUUAGCUGUCACUGAAUCCAUGAAUUCAGGCUUCAGAAGUCAUGGCCAUGUGGAUGUAUGUGGGCCCUGGCUGUCUCUGACCGGACAUUAGGUUUUAGUGUAGUAAACAUUUGUAGAACACCUCUAGUAGGCAGGAGUGUGGUUUUCUUGGGGUGUUGGAAGGGAGAGUUGCAGGUCUCAGCUUUUGUAGUGGCUUAGAGCAGGUGGCCAUGCCUGUGUCCCACCCGGCCACUGAGGUGAUGUGGCCUCCACUGUCUACCGAGAUAAGAAAAGUGAGAGUCUGGAUCUGGUCGCUCAAGGCAGCUGAGGACUGCUGCAGGGUGGAAGCAGGCUCCGAGGGUGGCAUUACCCUCAUGGCCUCCAUCCCACUGGUGGCUCUCCCCACCUCUUGCUUGGGGUUCCGGGAAGGUCACGUAUCCCCAGCAGAUAGACCCCAUCGGCCAGGCACACACUGGGACUACCCUCUUGGGCCGCAAAGAGCUGAUGCUAACAACAGCUACCUUUUGUUCAGACAGACACACUUUACUUAGCCCUGUCUAAGCUUGUGAAGGGCCCAGUACUGCUGUCAGCCCCCACUGACAGCCUAACUAGUUGAAUGUCCUGAGGAAGCCCCAUAACGGCAAGGGCUGGCGCAGCUCCAUCUUAUCUUGUCCAGGAGGAAGCAUAUUCAGAGAGCCGUUGUGUUGAACCUCCAUACCAAGGAAUGUAGGACUUUGCCCCUCGUGUCCUCUUCGCUGCUCUCCUGGCCUGACUAGGAGGCAGUAGCUGUGGGCUCGGCCUCGGCAAGGCUGCUCAGUGUGGCUGAGAAGUCCAGGAUGAACUGCUUCACCUGGGGACGGGGGUGACAUAGCCAGCUCACCUUCUGUACCCACCCUCAUACAGGGGGCCGAGGGCAGUGUGGGCCUGGAAACUCUACUGCAGAGGUACUGAGAGUGUCCAGUGUGGCUUCCUAAAGGUUUGUUGCCAAGUAUAGCUCAAACUUGUUCUCUAACUCAUGGCAAUCCUACUGCCUCAGUCUCCUGAGUGUUGAGAAUACAGGUGUGUGCCACUGAAA